UCACCGCCUUCUGAUGUCCCCUCAAUACUCUCUGGUGUCCCCUCACCGCCUUCUGAUGUCCCCUCAUUACUCUCUGGUGUCCCCUCACCGCCUUCUAAUGUCCCAUUACUCUCUGGUGUCCCCUCACCGCCUUCUAAUGUCCCAUUACUCUCUGGUGUCCCCUCACCGCCUUCUGAUGUCCCCUCAUUACACUCUGGUGUCCCAUCGCCUUCUGAUGUCCCCUCAUUACUCUCUGGUGUCCCCUCACCGCCCUCUGGUGUCCCCUCAAUACUCUCCAAUGUCCCCUCACUGCCCUCUGGUGUCCCCUCAUCACCCUCAGAUGUCCCCUCACCGCCCUCUGGUACCCCUCAUUACUCUCUGGUGUCCCCUCACCACCCUCUGGUGUCCCCUCAUCACCCUCUGGUGUCCCCUCAUCACCCUCUGGUGUCCCCUCAUCACUCCCUGAUGUCCCAUUACUCCCUGGUGUCCCCUCACUGCCCUCUGGUGUCCUGUCACCACCCUCUGAUGUCCCUUCAUUACUUCCUGGUGUCCCCUCAUUACCCUCUGGUGUCCCUUCAUCUGCUCCAUGUCCUCUACUCUUUCUGCUAGCAAAGACCAGUGACUGCAGCAUGGGGGCCGCACCUGGGACGGACCCUGGAGGGGCAGGCAUGUGGCUCCUUUGACACUCCACAAAGAAGGCCCAUGCAAGGCCAUGUUCAACCAGUGGGAUGGAAGGCGGACACUGAACCUUCUGGCACAGGGUGGGCUCUGGUAGGGGGCAAGAGCCCAGGAGACUGUGUGGUUCGUCCUCAGCCUCUCCUGAUGCUUCCAGGGCAUGUCCAUUUUCAUGUAAACUUAGAGACAGUGUCAACAGUAAAGAGCCUGCUGCCUGCCCUGGCCUGGGGUCCCAUGAGUAAGCAGCUCUACAACAGCCCAGUACAGUGGGAAAACUCGCCCAUAAAACACUGACCAGGGCCGGCCGCGGUGGCUCACUCCUGUAAUCCCAACACUUUGGGAGGCAGGCGGAUCACAAAGUCAGGAGUUUGAGACCAGCCUGGCCAAUAUGGUGAAACCCUGUCUCUACCAAAAAUACAAAAAUUAGCCGGGCGUGGUGGCAGGCGCCUGUAGUCCCAGCUACUCGGGAGGCUGAGACAGGAGAAUCGCUUGAACCCAGGAGGUGCAGGUUGCAGUGAGCCAAAACCACGCCACUGCACUCCAACCUGGGCAACAGAGUGAGACUCUGUCUUCAGAAAAACAAAACAAAACAAACAAAAAAACACCAACCAGGCCCCUUCCUGUCCAGAAGCUGUGAUACCAUACAAACCCGUCCACCUUAUUCAGGAAGGUGCCUGAGAUACUCCAGAUCCUCUGGCUUGGCCUGGACACAAUCAGGGUGUCCAUGGAGCCCCAGAGGCUCUCCCUGCUUCCCCAAGCCUGGGCCAGAGAAGCCCUGGGGCCUGACAUGCAACCCCUCCAUCCAGCAAGGCUAGGCCCCCAGCCUGGGCAGGAAGGAGAUGUGACAGCCAAUCUCCUUCCUAGAUGUCUGUCCCCUUGGGGGUCUCAGCAGGGUUGUGGCUGUUCUCCGGUGGAGGGAGAGGCUCAGGACAACCUG
Molecule: messenger RNA, 1591 nt
Organism: Pongo pygmaeus (Bornean orangutan)
Lineage: Eukaryota; Metazoa; Chordata; Mammalia; Primates; Hominidae
Product: arp2/3 complex-activating protein rickA-like
Exons: 1
Source: RefSeq, a predicted model, not a curated record